This is a messenger RNA of Leptopilina boulardi, 3301 nucleotides long. RefSeq lists its product as uncharacterized. NCBI's taxonomy places the organism in Eukaryota, Metazoa, Arthropoda, Insecta, Hymenoptera, Figitidae. The record is from RefSeq and is a predicted model, not a curated record. Gene Ontology annotation, biological process: cell migration; regulation of DNA-templated transcription; negative regulation of organ growth. Gene Ontology annotation, cellular component: cytoplasm. Bases 91 to 1710 code for a protein of 539 amino acids. The transcript has 11 exons. Gene Ontology annotation, molecular function: molecular adaptor activity; kinase binding; ubiquitin binding.
GAAUUCGCCUUUUUCCCCCUUGAAGACGAUUUUCGUCGUUCCUCUAGAUAAAAAAGAAACGUCAAAUAAAAAAAAAUAGUGUUGUGUAAAAUGGCGGAUCAAAGUGACAGAAACCAAUUGCCGCCCGGUUGGGAAUGCAGAUACGAUUCCCGAAGUGGCCGUCCUUAUUUUAUAAAUCAUUUUAAUCGAAGUACAACAUGGGAGGAUCCAAGAGUGAGAUAUUGGCAAUAUGCUCAAUAUGUACAGGCUCAAAAUUCAAUUAUUCCAAGUUCUGCGUCAACAGUCAGUACACAAGAAAGUAUUCCGUUGCAGACCGGAGGAAGUGUCGGUGGACAUAUUAUUUAUUCCGGUUCGCACAGAGCACCCCAGGUUUAUCCGACCCCAUCGCCUUAUAAUAAUCCGCAACCUGCGUUCUUGCCUCCGAGUUUGCAGGAUUUGAAGACACCAAUGUCGACACGAUCAAUUAGCGCGAUGACAAAUCGCUUUGGUGAUAUGACAAUUGGCUCGCCAACACCAACUAGAAAUAUGGAGACAAGUUUUAUGCCAAAUAAUUCCGACGCUGAGAUUCAAGUUGCAAAAAUCAAUGCAAUGUUUCCCACUGUCACCGAUACUCAUAUUCGUCUUUUAUUGAAAAAAUACCAUAACAGAGCUGCUUUGGUCAUGAGCGCUCUACAAAUUGAGAAGAAUCCUCUUUGUGCGCCAGGACCUUGUACACCCAUUGGAGUUCAUUCUAAUUACGCGAUAACAAGAUGGCGAGUUCCACGUCAUGCAAUUCACAAUCUGACAUUGAAAGGGUCUCGGCCGCCCCCUCAUUCCCCAAAAAUGAAACUUAGGUACCUGAAAAAUGUUUUUCCAAAAGUUGACGAGACUAUUUUACUUGACAUGUUAGAGCAAAGCGAUAAUAAUGUUCAAAAAGCAUCGGAAAAACUCAUUGAAUUGGGCUAUGAGAAGAAAAAUCCCACUGGUCCAAAUAAAAAUAGUUCCAAGCCAAAGGAAGAAAAAGUGGAAAAUUUGCGGCCAAUACCAACGCCACCACCGCGAAUGAAAAGUUUCGAGGAGAAAAAUAAAAUGAAAGAUCGUCUAAUGGAUAAAUUCAAAUCCGUGCCAGAGAGAGUGAUUUUAUUAGCAAUGGACAGCGUUGAUUAUGAUGAGGAGAGAGCUUCGCAUAUUUUAGAUAUAAUGGUAGCUGAAGAAGCAAUUCGACCGCUCAAUACUUCCAGUAGUCAAAGCAGUAGCCGAAGUGACGAUAGAAAAGAUAGUCCGCCCAUUACGGAAGCAAUUAAAUUAACCGCUUCACCACUCAAGAAAAUUCACAAGGAAAAUGAUAAUGAAAAAUGUAAAAGAUCGAAAACAAAAAUUGAAACACCCAAAGUUUCUAGAGGAACAAGCACUACUGAAGAUAAUGAAUAUCAAUCGCCUUAUCGGUCAAAACCAUCUGGACCAAAUACAGAUUUGCCUCAUGGUGCCGAUAACGAUUUGCUUCUACCAGAUUAUGCUCCAUGGUCGGGACCAAAUCCUGGUCUUUUAUCAAAAAAAUCCUAUUCAAUGUCAUCAGCAGUUGGCCGUGAUUCAUCACUUGUUAAUGGUAAUAAUAAUUGUCUUGCAAAAGGGCCAAAUUUAGAAUUAAGAAAAGGUCCAAUUCGUGGAUUAGCUCAAGGUUCAAUUUAUUCACAAAGAAAUGUUGCCAAUAUUGAGAGUCGUGGUAAAUGAAAUUCGUGUUUUUUCUGAUUUUUCAUUUUUUCCAUUUGCAAAUAAGUUUCAGUCAAAAAAAAAAAUUUUUUAAUUUUUCAUUUAUUUUUUUAAAUAUUAUUUACAAAUUAUUUUGAAAUUUAUUAAAAAUAAUUUCAAUUUUCAAAAUUUUAAUUUCUAAAUUUUAAUUCAAAAAUUUAUUGACAAUAAUUUGAAUUUUGCAAAAUUUUAAUUCAAAAAUUUAUUGACAAUAAUUUGAAUUUUGCAAAAUUUUAAUUCAAAAAUUUAUUGACAAUAAUUUGAAUUUUGCAAAAUUUUAAUUUCUAAAUUUUAUUUCAAAAAUUUAUUGACAAUUUCAAUUUUCAACAUUUUAAUUUCUAAACUUUAUUUUUAUUUUUCAAAUUUUUUUCGCAAUUCAAAAAUUUAAUUCUAGAAUAUAUUUUAUUUAUUUAUUUAUUUAUUUAUUAUAAUUAUUAUUAUUAUUAUUACUAUUAUUAUUAUGAUCAAAUAUUUUCUUAAUGUUAGAAAAAAUAUUUUAAAUUCUUUUUUUAAUUGUUAAUUUUAUUGAAACUGUUUUUUAAUUCCAUUUGUUGUUUAUUUGUUGUAAAUUUUAUUUAAAAAUUUUUUUACGCAGUUUAAAAAAAUUAAUUUACUAUUUUAAAUUAUUAUUAUUAUUAUUAUUAUUAUUAUUAUUAUUACUAUUAUUACUAUUAUUACUAUUAUUACUAUUAUUACUAUUACUAUUUAAAAUUUUUAUUAUUAUUAUUAUUAUUAUUAUUACCAUUAUUAUUAUUAUUAUCAGCAGAUAAUAUUUUAAUUGUUGAUUGUAAUUUAAAGAUUGAAGGGAGAACUUGACCGUUAAUCAAAUGAAAAAGUUCCUUUUGAAUUUCCAGAAAAAAAAAGAAAAGAAAAGAGAAAAAAAAAGAAUGAUGAAAAGUGUUUAAUUUUUGGCGACUUUCUCUCUCAGAAAAAGAAAAAAAAAAUGUAGAUGUUUUCAAUUUUAAUGUUAUUAUUAUAAAUAAUAGAGUGCUAGUCAAUCGCCACUUUAAACCGAGACAAAACUUUUCCGUCUGCGACAUAUCUCUCUCUUUAAAAAAAAAAAAAAAAAAAGAAAAAAAGAUUUAAAAAAAAACAAAAAAAAAAAAACAAAUGACGUAGAAACUGAUUAUUAAGUAUUAAUCAAUAAUUAUAUUAAUUAUUAAAUAUUAAUUAUUAAUUAUUAAUUAAUAGAUAAUUAAUAGAUAAUUAAUAGUAAAUCGUGUAGUGUUUCGUCUAGUUUUUUCUCUCAGUGAAUAUUCAAACAUUCCCAACAAAGAAUGAAAAACAGAAGAAAAAUCUUAACUUUCAAAUAAUAAUUCUAGUCACUUUUAUUUAACUAUUUAAAAAAAAAUAACUAAAAAAGGGAUUUAAUUUUAUUUUUUUUAAAUGAAUAUAUUUGAAAAAUAUUAUUUUCUAUUUUUCUUUCAAACUUAGAUUUAAUAAUUCCCCCGGGGGAUAAUAAUAAUUAAUAGAAAAUAGAAAAUAAAAAAAAAAAAAAAAAAAAAACUCAAUUAGAUUUCCCUCAAGGCAGUAUUAAACAUUUGUGAUGUUAAUUUAAUAAAAAAAAAAUGCG